Molecule: messenger RNA, 1052 nt
Organism: Motacilla alba alba
Lineage: Eukaryota; Metazoa; Chordata; Aves; Passeriformes; Motacillidae
Gene: ASCL4
Product: achaete-scute family bHLH transcription factor 4
Exons: 1
Coding region: 351-917 (188 amino acids)
Biological process (GO): regulation of transcription by RNA polymerase II; developmental process
Molecular function (GO): RNA polymerase II transcription regulatory region sequence-specific DNA binding; protein dimerization activity; DNA-binding transcription factor activity, RNA polymerase II-specific
Source: RefSeq, a predicted model, not a curated record
UUAACUCUUUUGGUCAUAAUUUCAAGUGGAGAGAAAAGGAAUACACAGGAACCCUCUUAUUAUCUUUUGAAAUACGAAGAUCACAGGAAAAGAAGGGUUGAAACUGGAGAGUGAUGGUCCUCAAAACCUGUCUGUACAUUAACUGGCAUCCUACACCUAUAAAAACAAGAAGGCUUUCCAGGCACAGUGUGGACCUCAUGAGUUGUCAGCCUUGCUUUGAGAUCUGAGUUUUUAUACACCACAGGAGGAAACUGCUGCCUUUGGGGCAGGGUACCUAUACAAAUGUUGGAUUGAUACACUGGGAGCCAAAUUCAGGAACUAACACUCCACUGGUGAGGAAAAAACGAAGCAUGGACAGCACUAAAGACGAUGAUAAACUACUGAAGAGGAUUGCAUUUCCAGGAGCUGUGUCCCUGGCUAACAGCCACAUGCACCCCCAUGGGGUACCCCAGAGAGAGCCCUUUGGGGUUCCCUUCCACCUGGACCCAUCUUACUGGGAGCAAGCCUAUAGUGGGCACACAGGUCACAUCUCCUACAUCCCAUUUUCUGGCUACAUGGGCAUCUAUGACUAUUCCUUCGAGCCUGCCUUCAUUCGGAAGAGGAAUGAGAGGGAGAGGCAGCGGGUGCGCUGCGUCAACGAGGGCUACAUGCGCCUGAGGGAGCACCUGCCCAAGGAAUUCGCCGACAAGCGCCUCAGCAAAGUGGAGACCCUGAGAGCUGCAAUAAGCUACAUCAAACACCUGCAGAGCUUGCUGGACUGCCAUCCCUUAGGCUCUUCCAGUAAGGAAACACUCUCUGCCAAGGAGAGCCGAGGAACUCCCAGUCCAGCUUCUCUGCGGGAGUGCAACAGUGAUGGAGAGUCCAAAACUUCUUCAGCAUCAUCUCCCUACAGUGAAUUUGAGGAGAUGGGCAGCUAGGUCUCCUCUCUGGACCCAGAAAGCUUCAAGAUUGGCUGAAAAACAAUUUCAAACCCUGGGGAGUUUUCUACAGGUGAAAAUUAAUAUCAGGGAAAGGAAAAACAGAUAGGGAAGGCAAGAAAAAAAGGUAUUUUC